AUGUUAUUAUCUCUAGCAGGUGGUGCUGACAAAUAUGCUUAUCAAGUGCUAAAAUUAGAUAAUGGUAUUAGAGUUUUGUUAUCUCGAUCUGAAAAUGCCGAUAAGGCUGCGGUUUCAUUAAGUGUAAAAGCAGGAGGAUUUUCUAAUCCAGAAUCUCUACCAGGAUUAGCUCAUUUCUUGGAACAUAUGUUGUUUAUGGGUACUGAGACUCAUCCACACGAGAACUACUAUAUGGACUAUAUUCACAGUCAUAAUGGCAGUUCUAAUGCUUAUACAGAUAGUGAAGUCACUAAUUACUAUUUUGAUAUUGAUGCUGGCUAUCUUAAAGAGGCUAUUCAUAUCUUUAGUGGAUUCUUUAGAUGUCCUUUGAUCUUAGCUAGUGCCUUGGAACGAGAAGUGCAUGCGGUUGAUAAUGAACAUUCCAAUAAUAUUCUUUCAGAAUCUUGGCGUCGUGGUCAUCUGCGUACACUUCUAUCUGUACCGGAUACACCUCUAGCUAAGUUUCAAACUGGGAAUUUAGGAACACUUUCAGGGGCUACUCAGGCGGACUUGUUUGCUUUCUGGCGAGCGGCCUACCAUCCUGAACGAAUGUGUUUAGUUGUGCAUGGUCGUGAAACUCUAGAGGAAUUAGAGAUGUAUGCCCGGACUAACUUUACUGAUAUUACUGCUGCUCCAGUUGAUCCAGAUUAUCCUGCUUUAUUCCUUCCGCCUAUUUCCGGAGCUACUGAAGGUAUACCUUACCUUCCCUGGCGGUCGGAAGUACUAGGUAAGGUAGUGAAGUACCGACCGGCGAUUAAAAUGAACUCUGAUCAAAGUACACUCUCUAUGAUGAUUGUCUUACCCGAGUCCAUUACGAAGUACCGUAAGAAAACCAUUGAGUAUUUAGCUAUGCUUAUUGAAGGAACAGGGACUAGUAGUUUUGCCGCUGUCUUAUUACUGAGUGGUUUAGCCACUAAUGUAGGUACUGAUAUUAAUUACAAUACAAUCAAUACGUCUUUGAACAUUCGCGUUGAUUUAACUCAUGAUCAGCCCGAACAAAUUAGAGCUAUUAUGACCCUUCUAGCCCAGUACUUAGAAAUGAUUGCCAACAAUCAUUCGACUGAGAUUUACAAUAUGCUAGCUGGGAUUGCUAAGUUAGAGUUUGACCACCAGGAAUCAGAAGCCCCUAUUACUCAUGCUGAAGAGGCCGCCUAUGCCAUGCAGUACUAUCCGACAGAAGAGUUUGCUAAGCACGCGGCUAUUUGGGAAGGUUUAGAUGAAGAGGAUUUCAACCGGACGAUCCAACUGGCUCAAGAUCAGUCGCAAUGGCUACUUCUCUACCGGACUAGUGAUAUUUCCCAGGCUGAAAGUAUUAUAGUUGAUCAAAUCUACGGCAUCAACUAUUCUAUUGAAGAUAUUCCCUCAGUAGAUGCCGAGUUACAAGAAAGUCUGCUUAGUCGCUUGGAAUGGUCAUUACCUCUAGCAGAAACAGUAGAUAUUGAAGCGGCCCGACAAGCCGUCCAGCCAGUUCAAUUGGGACAUUUACCCGUUAAUAUCCAAACUCUACCUGCGCCUGAGAAAGUCACUAUUGUAUCUGUUGAAGAGGACGGGUACACAGCCCAUUUUAUCCAACACCCAGAGUACAGCAGUAUUAAAGAGGCCCAUGUUUAUCUGGCCUUCUACACGCAAGCCCAUCUUGUCUCAGCUAAAACCUAUACGGCCUUCAUCGGACAUCUUAAAGCUACCAAGCAAAUCUUCAUUACCAAGUACCGUAUUCAACUCCAAGCCUCCCUGGGUAAACUUAGUAUUACCGAGGACAAAGGGUUUAUUCGUAUGGUUUUUACAGGUAUUCCCGGCUUAUUAGAAGACUUAGUCCAUAAGUUCUUAGCCGAGUAUACUCAGCCCAAUCCUACUCUCUUCAAUCUAGCCAAAGAAUCAGCUAUUGCCUACUUCCAAACUCAAAUUGGCCAAUGUCCCUAUAAACACGUUAUUGCCGGCCUAGCUAAAUCACGAGGUUAUCCCGUCUUCUCACCAACCGAAUGUCUUAACCAUGCCCAAUCCCUACAACUCAAAGAUAUCUUUACUAUCUCCACUGCAUCUAUUAAAAUGCUAGUUACCGGUAAUAUUUCCCAACCUGAAUUCCACCGCCUAGUCCAAAGUAUUACCACCUACAUCACUCCAAGUAUUCAAACUUUCCAGCCCACUCCACCCGAAUCAGAUGUUUUCAUUCCCAUUGAAGACCCACUUAAUCGUGUCGUAUCAGUCGCCCAUCAAGUCAACAGCAGUUCAGCCGAUGCCUUCAAGAAUAUAGCUCUAGCCAUUCUCAUAACUCAAAUCCGAUCGGAAACCUUCUUUGACCAAGUCCGAACUCAAGAUAAGUUUGGAUACAUUGUUAGUAUGAUGAGUCAUACUCUUUUCCAAACUCCCUAUAUCCUCUGUACGGUCCAAAGCACCAAACCCUACCCAACAAUCAAGGAAAGAAUCGACCGGUUCAUCAGUGAAACACUCCAAGCCAUCCAAAACCUAUCCCCAGAAAACUACCAAAUGCACCGAACAAGUGCCAUUGCUUCAGUCACCGAAGAACCACUCAAUCUCGCCCAGUAUACCGAAGAAAUAUUCCAUUUCUGGACAGUCAUUAAUUUCGACCCCAACUACAAGACCCAUCUUUCCCAACUAAUCAGCACUAUUUCUCAAGAAGACCUACUCGCCUACUGCACUCAAUUCACUCCCACCACCACCAUCCAUAUCAGUAAUUCCCUCAGCAACCCCCAUCCCCCUACUUCUUCCCUUUCCACCUCCUAA
Molecule: messenger RNA, 2781 nt
Organism: Nematocida homosporus
Lineage: Eukaryota; Fungi; Microsporidia
Product: insulysin
Exons: 1
Coding region: 1-2781 (926 amino acids)
Biological process (GO): proteolysis
Molecular function (GO): metalloendopeptidase activity; metal ion binding
Source: RefSeq, a predicted model, not a curated record